UCCUGCGCAACCUCUUACCUCAGUGUGCGUUGAACAGCCUUCGACAUUACACGUGUUUUGUGUUUGUUAAUUCGUGUUUUGUGUAUCAUGUGUUGUUUUGUGUUCUCUUAUAAUGGAACUAGGUGACAGAAGGAACUGACAGUUGUUUAAAAUGGAGGGCGUCCGGGUAACCCACCAAGGGCUGAAAGCUCACACGCCCGAAGGUUCAGCGGGUCGUAUCACGCAGGCCGGGCUGGCAGCUCGCAGUCCAGAAGGAACUGCAGCAAAGGGUAUGGCCAUAAAAGGCCAUGAAGAUCUAUGGGUUGAGAUUCAGGCGAAUACAUUCCGAAAUUGGGUGAAUGAGACAUUAAAACCUGUGGAUAUAAAGGUGGUUGACCUGGUCGAAGAUUUGACAGAUGGGACAGUCCUCUGCGCCUUGGUGGAGGCACUCCAAGGUCGUAGGCUUAAGGGUUGGAGUAAAAACCCAACCAACCAGCACCAUCGGUUGGAAAAUUGUACAACCGCCUUACAAGCUAUUGAAGAUGAUGGGGUCAAACUGGUUAACAUAGGAAAUGUGGAUAUUGUGAAUGGAAAUCUAAAACUAAUCUUAGGAUUAAUUUGGUCCCUCAUCGUCCGAUACCAGAUUGGAAGAAGCAAAUUCCCGCCAAGGAAGCUGAUGUUAUCUUGGCUCCAGUCGAGCCUCCCGGAAUGCCGUGUCAGCAAUCUUACGACUGAUUGGAAUAGUGGAGUUCUACUUUCCGCCUUGCUUGACCAUUGUAAGCCGGGAAUCUUUCCACAUUGGAAGGAAUUGAAUCGCCACGAAGCGGUCGAAAACUGUCGGAGAGCCAUGAAACUUGCCCACCGUGAGUUGCAAGUACCAAUGGUGUUGGAACCGGAGUACUUGGCUUCACCAUGGCUGGACGAACUGUCUGGUAUGACGUAUCUGUCAUAUUUCAUGAAACCAGAUUCGUCAGGAAUGAAAUCCACCUUGGACUGGGUUAAUUCAAGAUUGGAGAGACCCAUAUCUAACUUUACGACGGACUGGAACGACGGACGUGUGGCAAACGAGCUGGUGAGGUCCAUGGGAGGUCCUGCUCCUCCGGCCAGUAAACUCCGCAGAGACCCAGCCCGUUGGGAGGAGAACAACCAAAUGGCUAUAGAUGCUGCUAAAAAGCUUGGAGUUCAGCCAGUAUUAUCAGCGAAGGACAUGAGUCAAAGCGACGUGGAGCACUUAGGUGUAAUGGCUUGGGCAACGCAAUUCCGGAAUAUUCCGCCGAGGCCGCCCGUCCACGACAUGUUGCGGGUCGCACUCGAUUCCACUUCGGGGAGAGUGGGAGAACCUACAUACAUUAAAGUUCAGAGCGUAUCAAAAGACUUGUCAAUGUCGGAUGUAAAGGUGUUAAUUGUGAAUCCACUUGAGCAAGAAUCCAGGUUAAAGCUCGAUUCGAGAGGCGCCGGGGAAUUCGUACCUGAGCACGCUGGCAUGCACGAGAUAGUUCUUGUUGUUGAUGAUAUACGUGUGGAUGGGAGAUAUUUCUUUAGAGUUCUGCCAAGAUUGGUGUCGGUCCCACCUCCUGGUAUGGCUCCUUGCGCAGCUGGGAGCCUGGUAGAAGUGUUGGUUAGCGCGACAGGUGCCCCGCGUCGCCAAGAUAUUGACGUGACAGCUCAUUCGCCUAGUGGUAGAGCUGUUCCAUUAGAAGCCAGGCACCCUCCGCCUUCAGCAGCUGGCACCACAGCGUCCAGCGCCACCUUCCAGCCCGAUGAAGCCGGCACAUGGACCAUAGCUAUUACGUACAAGGGCGAGCAUAUCCAGGGAGGUCCAUUUACAUGUGAAGUAUUCGACCCAGCGGGUGUUCGUCUGAGCCCCGGUGCGUUAGAAGGCGCCGAUGCCCUGAAACCACACUCCUUCGAAUUGGACACAAGUGGGUGCGGUGUCAAAGGUGACCUACAACUCGACAUAGUGCAUGACAAGCGAAGUGUUAUGUGUGCACUUGAGAAGUUAUCGCCGACCAAAUAUAGGGCGACCUUCAUGCCGAAAGCUACGGGGAAACAUAGGCUAUAUAUAUAUUUCAACGGUUACGAUGUUCACGGAUCACCGCAUGUGUUCCGUGUGGGGUCAAAGUCUAAAAGGCUGAGAGAUAGCGCCAGCCCCUCGCCAUAUGCGGGAAUGUCAAGUCCAGUUACGCGCUUAAGAUCAGAAAGUCCGCAGAUAUAUGAAUCGAAUUCGAGUAAAUACGGCCGACGCGAUGACUACAAAGACACCAGAGAGAAAUCAUUUGACGUCACCGACACAUAUUCAAGGAUUAAUAAGGACAAAGCAGAAAGUCCUUUAUAUAGGACCACUAGUCCUUUACGCAGAACGCCGAAUUACGAAGAACGUGACUAUUACAACACAAAAGACGCCACCGAUUCAUAUUCAAGAAUGAAUAAAGAAUAUAAAACUGAUAGUAACAGGACAACUCCUAUACGCAGAACGCCAAAUUUUGAAGAACGUGACAUGUACAAUAGUAAAGACGCCACCGAUUCAUAUUCGAGAAUUAAUAAAGAAUAUAAAACAGAUCAUAACAGAACAACUAGUCCUGUACAAAGAACGCCGACUUUUGAAGAACGCGAUUUAUAUAAUACAAAAGCCGCCACAGAUACAUAUUCAAGGAUUAAUAAAGAAUAUAAAACAGAUCAUAACAGAACAACUAGUCCUGUACAAAGAACGCCGACUUUUGAAGAACGCGAUUUAUAUAAUACAAAAGCCGCCACAGAUACAUAUUCAAGGAUUAAUAAAGAAUAUAAAACAGAUCAUAACAGAACAACUAGUCCUGUACAAAGAACGCCGACUUUUGAAGAACGCGAUUUAUAUAAUACAAAAGCCGCCACAGAUACAUAUUCGAGAAUUAAUAAAGAAUAUAAAACAGAUCAUAACAGAACAACUAGUCCUGUACAAAGAACGCCGACUUUUGAAGAACGUGACUAUUACAACACAAAAGACGCCACCGAUACAUAUUCAAGGAUUAAUAAAGAAUAUAAAACAGAUCAUCACAGAACAACGAGUCCUGUACAAAGAACAUCCAGUCCUAUACGCAGGGCAACCAGUCCUUCCCACAGAACAUCCAGUCCAAUUACGUCUAAAUAUUUGGGUUCUCGGCUCGAUAGUGCGCAUAGAGCGACCAGCCCGUUUGCAACUUCGCUAACUAGAGACAGCCCUUUGAAACCUACCAGUCCAAUUAACCGUGUCAGCAGUCCCACUGAGCGAUACAGCCCAGUGACGACAACUAAGAGGGUAGUUGAAAAACGUUCGAAUUACAAAAUGUACAGUUCGUACAGCGGAUCGCAAGACAACAUCGAUCACAGCCCUUUGUCAUCAUUGGAAAAUGAGCGAUCGAGGCGAUACGGCAGUCCAGGUGGAGAUGGCAAUGAAGCGGAUCCAGGUGGAAAGAACUCGUGGGAUUCCGUGGAAAGAACAAGACAGAUGCUCACGAAAAAUAGUUUGGACACAGACCGCCACGGGCAGAGUACGUUAGAACGUGAGACACAACGAAACACCCAACUCAACAAGUUUAGCGAUUUGUCGCACGACGCGUUCAACCAACAGUUGGAUCGAUUGGCCGAUGAAAGGGAAUCCGACACUUACACACAUAAAGAGUUUAAACGCGAAGUUCGCGAGAGCUCCUACGUGGUUCGCGACUCUUCCUUCAGCAGUAUGGAGGAGAAGCGUCAGGAACAGCAGUCUUUUUUAUCCAAUAGGCCCCCCCGCGACCCUACCGGGGGGGCCAAUUCUGAGACGGACGCAGCCCAUGUUCGUUUCAGACCAAUUCAAAGGGAUAAUAGAGGAGCAAAAGGAAUAGUAAUAAAACCAUCUUACAAAGGAGUUUUGGGACAGCCCGUCGAGUUUAUAGUAGACGCAAGCGGCGCUGGUCCUGGUCAACUGGAGCUUGAAGUAUCUGGCGGUAAUGGAUCCUUAGUGGCCAGCUCUGUCAGGUCUCUCGGUGGUAAUCGAUACAAUGCGGCAUUCACGCCGACGGUACUCCGGCCGCAUAUCGUACGGGUCACAUUUAACAACGAACAUGUACCAGGGUCUCCGUGGGAAGUCGACGUGAUGGCAGGACCGGUGGGGGGCGGGGGCGAGCCCACCCGGCUGAUCCCCGCACGGGUACCGGCCGUUUUUGAAAUAUCUACCGCGCAUGGGGACAACACAUUUACUAAGAAUGAGGUUGGUGUAACUGUCACAGCUCCAUCAAGACGUCUGGUGACAUCCAGAGUUUUGGAUGUGGCAGAAAGACCUGGGGUUUUCAGAAUCGAGUUUACGCCAGAUGAAGUUGGAACGCACCUAAUUGAUGUAUCAAUUGGUGAUGAAAAACUAGCCGCCGGUCCACUGAUUGCCAAAGUAUACGAUGCGAGCCUCAUCAAAGUGACCGACGUGGGAAACGCACUCGUUGGACAACAAAGCCAAUUUAGAGUCGAUGCAAGCGCUGCGGGUGAAGGGCAAUUAGAAAUUUCAAUCAACGAAGGGGAAGUUCCUAAUCAUGUACAAGUGGUGGGUGGAGGUCGUUGCCUUGUUUUUUGGAGGCCUGAAACACCGACGCCUCAUCGUGUUGACAUUAAAUUUAAUGGAGAGCCUGUGCCCUCCUCGCCUUUUGUAUUCCACGUGGCACCUGCGCAAAGAGUCACUAUUGAUACCACGCAAAUAGAACUCAUACCUGUUGGAGAACUGGUAUCAUGUUCAGUACGAGUGGAAGGCUCUGGAGGUGGAGAGCUAAAUGUUACGGUCAAAGGACCAAGAGGCGAAGUCCCCGUUCGUCUAACUGGAGAUGUAGUCUCUGGUCUGGUGGCCAGUUUUACCGCCAAAAACGUCGGUCCACAUACACUUACUGCGCAUUAUAACAAUCAAGCAGUCCCAGGCACCCCAUUUAUAUGUAAAGCAUAUGAUAGCAAGCUAGUUAGUGUGACAGGAGGAACAUUAGCCCGUAUGGGUGUGCCUGUACAGUUGGCAGUAGAUGCAGCCCAGGCUGGGGAAGGAAACCUAGAAAUUACUGUGGCUGCUAGAGGCCUUAACAUUCCAACUCAGGUGCAUCCACAGGGCAAUGCAAGAUUCACUGUCUCCUUUACGCCUACUGAAGCGUGUGAACAUGUUGUAAAUGUGUCAUUUAAUAAAAUGAGAGUGCCAGGUUGUCCUCUAGUCAUUGAUGUGUCUGAAGGUGGUGUGAGUGGUGCCAGAGUGACGAUACCAGGUCCAGUGCCACUUCAUCAGCCAACAUUCCUUACCUUACAUCAUUCCACCGCUACUUUAGAACAAAUUGAAGUCAAUGUUGAAGGUCCAAAUGGGGCUUCGGUCCCGGCUGCGGUCUCAGCGGCUGGUGCUGGCACGUUUCGAGCGGAAUUUGUACCGAGAGCUGUUGGCGAACAUCGCUUGAAUGUUCUUGUCGAUUCUCAACCGAUACCGGCCAGCCCGUUCCACCUGAAGGUGUAUGAUGUAACUGCGAUACGGGUUAAGGAUGUUGCCCAUGGUACAGUCGGGAAACCUGUCACAUUUUUAGUUGAAACAAUGGCCGCUGGGCCGGGAAAUCUAGAAGUCACCGUCAACGGUGGUAGAGUACCAACCGCUGCUGCAGCUCAGGGCGCCCACACAUACGCCAUCAGCUUCACCCCAAGAGAUCCGAGACCUCACACUGUAGAGUUGAGAUUUAAUGGCGAUCAUGUGCCUGGCAGUCCAUUCGUGUGCCACGUGUCAGCGCCGGCCCGCGUAAUAGGCGCUGGUUCGGGGGAAUCCCCGGACAAAGUAUCAGUGGGCGAUGCGUAUACGUUCAGCGUGGACUCGCCCGCCUCGCCACACGUGGAAGUACUUGGACCAGCUCGAAGACCGGUUCCAGUGCAGGUAUCGGCCGAUGAUACGAUAGGUGAAAACGAAGCGAGUAAACGGUAUACUGUAUCGUUUGUACCCGUCGACGUUGGAGACCAUAGUAUUGAAGUGCGCGCAGGCGCAAUGGGCGGGCACGUAGAGGGGAGUCCGUUCCUAGUCAAAGCGUAUAGCGCAGCCCGAGUCUCCGUCACGGACAUAUCGCCGGGCACCGUCGGUCGACCGAUAUCCUUCACCAUCAACGCCUCCCAUGCCGGUGCUGGUAAUUUGGAAAUAAUCGUUGCUGUGGCCGGUAGGAAUGUGCCGAACUUUGUGCAAAGCGAAGGAAACGCGAGGUUUAAGGUGAAUUUCAAACCAACGGAGGCGGCUCCACACACGUUAUCCGUUCGUUUCAACGGACACGCCGUACCCGGCUCGCCGUUUACGUGCAUCGUGUCUGCGCCCGCCAAUGCACCAGAUGCGCGUGCGUCGGGCCCGGGUCUCACCUCGGCUGCUAGAGGAGAGAACACCGAAAUUAAUUUAACUGGAUUCCACUCAUGCGAGCCAACAGUAUCUCUAACCGGUCCAGGCGGAGCGAACGUACGUACGAACGUAAAUUCCAUGGGAGAAGGCCGUUACACAUGCACGUAUACGCCCGAGGUGGUUGGACGUCACAGCGUGCACGUGCAAUGUGGGGGAAGGCAUGUACCUGGAUCACCGUUCGUCUGUAAUGUAUACGAUGUGCGACGGGUACGUGUCACUGGAUUGGGACCUGGAGAACUAGAAGGAACCCUGGAAGGCCUGAAUCUAGAUGAGAGUGGGGAGGAAGAACGCGGCGUUGAAGUUGGCAAACCUGUUACCUUCAGUGUGGAUGCUGCGGGGGCUGGUGAAGGGACCCUUGAACUGGUGGUGUCUACGCCUUCCACCACUGUUAAGGCAGAGGUGGUAGCUGUAGCUCGUGGCCUAUACGAUGUGACCUUCGUGCCCGUGUCACGUGAACCGCAUAGAGUCUCCGUGACCUUCAACGAACAAGCUGUUCCAGGAAGCCCUUUCAUAUGCAGGGUCAACGAGCCACACACAUAUGUGCAAAUAGGAACGACAGCUACAAUAGAAAUAGACGAAAACCUGACAGAUGUAGAAGUUCUAUCUCCGACUGGUACCAGGGUCGCAGACGUUUUUGAAGAUGAGGGAAUCGUCACAUUCCCCGUGUCCCGAAUCGGGAGAUACGUCAUCCGCAGCCCUCGAGGGUCCGUCGCUGAGGUGGAGGCCCUGGAUCCAUCAGCAGUUAAGGUUCUAUCUAUCGGAGAGGCUCUAGCGCAUCGUCCAGCUAUUAUUACUGUAAGCACAAGCAGUGCUGGUAGCGGGCGUCUUUCAGCUCGCGUGACCAGCUGUGGGCGAACAGUCCCACAUUCGGUGCGGAGGAGGGGCGGCUCCAGGACAGAGCUGGUGUGGCAUCCGGCCAGGGCGGCUCCCCAUAGGAUCACCUUAUUGUGGAGUGGGAUACCAAUUGCGAGGGAGGCUCUGAUGGUGGAUGUGAUGCCUGGUCAUCAUGGACAGGAGGUAUCAGCAUCUGGUCUCGGCCUGUACCACGGUCAAGUGAGUCGCGUCUCUUCCUUCAGCAUCGACACUUUGGGUCGCGCGGCUCGCGAGUUCGACGUCGUGGUAUCGGGGCCCGGGACCAGAGCGUUACCCGUUCGCUGCUAUCAAACCAAAUCUGGAUUGCUUCAGGCCGAGUUCACCAUAACCGAAGUCGGGCAGAGUACUAUAGAGGUACUGCAUCUAUCGAAGCCAAUCACGGGCAGCCCGUACACAUGCGAAUCGUUCGAUCCUAACAAAGUCAUAUUAUCUGGAUUGCCAACUGGAAAUUUGAUCGCUCACACACCUAUUAAUUUUACUGUUGACACAAAAGACGCGGGUGUGGGUGAAUUAGACGUGCUCUGUGAAGCAAUGGGGAAGCGACGCGUGCGCCUACCCGUUGACAUAAGGGAAGAUGGGACUCUGUACAAAGUGCGAUUGAGGCCGACGAUGCCCGCUCAUUACAGGAUAUAUGUUACAUAUGGAGGUGCAAGUGUCCCCGGAAGCCCGAUGUCCCUUGGAGUGCUAAGCUCCCGCGCAAGUAUAGCAGCCAAAUGUUCGGGAACGGGACUUGCGCACGCGCACGUUGGCAAAGAAGCGGCCUUUACCAUACACUGUGUAGAUGAUACGCCACCCACUGUUCAGGUGGAAAGACUAGAAGGCAAGGAAGAUGAGACGGACUCCGGGUUGCUAGAGUGCAGGGUGACGGCGGGUGCUCCUCGGGAGUGGUUGUGCGCGUACAUACCACUCGUGGUGGGACAGUAUGAAGUGAGGAUAUUCCUACCAUCAGGACCAUUGCCUGGAAGCCCAUUUUCUGUCAAGGUCAUAGACACAUCGGCGAUAGUAGCUGUGGGUGGGUGGGGAACAGACAACUCGGGAAGAGUUCGAGCUCCCUCAAAACUGGUUUUGGACACAAGCAACGCUGGACCUGGAACCCUGGAGUGUUUAUUGGCUGGGAGACAUCAACGCGUUGAAACAGUAUCCGGCCGUGCUGUUGUAACACUAACAGCACCUGAGGGCGUUAGUGGUGAACAAGAGUUGGAGCUAACGUAUAACGGGGCGUUAGUUUCCGGAGCACCGAGGAGAGCGUUAGUUGCUUCUGGGAACACGGCGGAUAGGGUCACGUUGGCAGGUCGGGGAUUGGCUCAUGCGGCACCUCAUACACCCGCCGUUUUUACUAUUGAUGGCAGUGCAGCGGGUCUUGGCUCUCCCGAAGCGUCACUAAACUCUCCAGACGGAGAGUCCGUUCCCGUGGCGUUGACAGCUGCAGGGCCCGGUCUGUGGAGGGCCACGUACACACCCAGAAGAGCUGGAGAUCACCAUUUGAGGGUUCUAUGGGCUGGACGACUUGUUAAAGGUUGCCCCCUAACUGUAAAAGUAAGCGCUGGUUCCGAAAGCGGAGAUGCCUCCAAGGUGGUCUGUUCCGGGGCAGGAUUGACAGGAGGAGUUGUUGGUAGAGAUAUUCGAUCCUGGAUAGACACGCGUCGAGCCGGCCCUGGCGAGCUCACUGCGCAUUGUUCUGGCCCUAAUAAGGUGGCUUACUGCGAGCUAUACGAACACGGCGACGGUACGUUCACGUUAAACGUGAAGCCAGCCGAAGCGGGCAAACACGUGCUCAGCGUACAAUUCGCCGGCGAACACGUUCCCGGCUCGCCCUUUACCCUCAAGGUGGCUGGAGCUCCUGAUCCGUCAAAGGUCCGUGUAUACGGCCCAGGCAUCGAAGCGGGUGUGUUAGCGACUUUUCAAUCUCGUUUUAUUUGCGACACUCGCGGGGCAGGCGCAGGCCAACUGACCGUCAGAGUUCGAGGGCCCAAAGGCGCCUUUCGCGUUGAGAUGCAAAGGGAAAACCAGAAGGACCGGACUAUAUUGUGCAAGUUUUCUCCCACCGAACCGGGUGACUAUCGCGUUGAAGUCCGUUGGGCUGGUCGCCAUGUCCCUGGCUCCCCAUUCCCCGUCAUGAUAUUCGAUACACAGGAGGAAUUACGCAGAUAUCUGCAGGCCACCGCUGCCUAACCACUAGUUAUUGGUAAACAUAUUGUAAUAAUUCUAAAAAUUGUAUUUGGUAGAAUGUAAAAAAAAUUGGGACUUUUUUAGAAGGUUCAAAAAUUAAAAAUAUUUGAUUAUUUAGUAUAAAUAAUUCGGAGGAAGAAAUCUCUAUGGUAUUUGUAAAAAUUAUUGAAAUUAAAGUAUUCAAAAAAUCCCGAGAAUGUUAUGUUAAAUGUUUAAAAUCAAUUAAAUAUAUCAAUAAUGCUUUAUACUUGCGGUACGCUUGCAGUGCAUACAUUCCGUCCGGUUAUCGACCAAAAUUUUAUAUGGAAAAUAAAUGAUAUUAAAUCACAUGUUAA
Molecule: messenger RNA, 9726 nt
Organism: Pieris napi
Lineage: Eukaryota; Metazoa; Arthropoda; Insecta; Lepidoptera; Pieridae
Gene: jbug
Product: filamin-A
Exons: 54
Coding region: 152-9394 (3080 amino acids)
Biological process (GO): actin cytoskeleton organization
Molecular function (GO): actin filament binding
Source: RefSeq, a predicted model, not a curated record